UCCCUCCCCUCAGCACGGCCGCCAUUUCGGGAGCUGUGCGCGGGCGCGCGGCGCCCCCUGGCGGCCCCGGGGCCAGCCCGUCCCGUCCCGGCGGCCAUGAAGUCCGUGUUCGUCACCGUGGGCACCACCAGCUUCGACGAGCUGAUCGCCACAGCCAGCUCCCCGCCCGCGCUACAGGCGCUGCAGAGCCGCGGGUACCAGAAGCUGGUGCUGCAGGUGGGCCGGGGCUCGCUGCCGCAGCCCAGCAGCAGCCCGGCCGUGGCGGUGGAAGCGUUCCGAUUCAAGGACUCGCUGGCUGAGGACCUGCAGGGAGCAGACCUGGUCAUCAGCCACGCAGGUGCUGGUAGCUGCCUGGAGACUCUAGAGAAAGGAAAACCACUAAUAGUAGUAAUAAAUGACAAGCUGAUGAACAACCAUCAGCUUGAGCUGGCCAAACAGCUGCACAGAGAUGGCUAUGUCCUCUACUGUAACUGCAGCACUCUUGUGAAGACGCUGCAGUCGAUGGACUUGUCAGCUUUGAAACCUUUUCCUCCUGGACAGCCAGAAAAGUUUGCUUCAUUCUUGGAUAAAGUUUUUGGGUUACAAUAAACAAAACACAGAAAUAAAAAAGUUGGAAUAAAA
This is a messenger RNA of Camarhynchus parvulus, 621 nucleotides long. RefSeq names its product UDP-N-acetylglucosamine transferase subunit ALG13 homolog. The record is from RefSeq and is a predicted model, not a curated record. Bases 97 to 588 code for a protein of 163 amino acids. Gene Ontology annotation, molecular function: hexosyltransferase activity. The transcript has 4 exons. Lineage: Eukaryota; Metazoa; Chordata; Aves; Passeriformes; Thraupidae. Gene Ontology annotation, biological process: dolichol-linked oligosaccharide biosynthetic process.